AUGGACACCAUUUUCAAAAUGCUUGGUGUUGAUAAUUGCGGCGCAAAGGAAGAGACACUGGUGGAUUUGAAUACUGAUUCGAUGAUUUCCACUGAGAUUUCUGAUGCUCCUGUUGAGAUGACGAGUUUAAUUGAUACCCCUAGGGUUAAAUCGAGUCUCAGUUAUGCUAAUGUGAUUGGUGAUGAUUCGUUAUCAAUGAAUGAAUUGAUGGUUGUGGAGAAUGGAUUAAACGAUGUUGUCACUAAACCUGCCUAUAAUUGUACUGAUUUGAACCAUAUUGAUGCCGGGUUAGUUACAAUUCUGAAUUUCCUCCGUAGUGCAAAUGCUUGUUGCCGGGUUACAUUUGAUCCGGGUGGAAAUUGGGAAUUCAAUUGCCAAGAUGGCAGUGCACCCGUGUCUUUCAAUGUUGAAGGUAGUCUGUAUGUGCAGUGUUCUUUCAUUAAGGGUAGUCGUCAAAGCUUUGGUGUAUUUGAUCCUGAUGGAAAUUAUGACAUUCAAUUGAAACUGUCUAUUGUAGAACCGGAUGAAUAUGGGAAGAAGUCCCUUUUGUCUAUGAAUCCCUAG
This is a messenger RNA of Oldenlandia corymbosa var. corymbosa, 564 nucleotides long. The record is from the annotation of a GenBank genome assembly. NCBI's taxonomy places the organism in Eukaryota, Viridiplantae, Streptophyta, Magnoliopsida, Gentianales, Rubiaceae.